CACUGUUCGCUGCCUGUAUAGCGGAGCUUCUCCGUCUCCGAGGUAACUGUGACCUGAGCGACGUCACUUCCGCCUGCCCGGAUGUAAACACACGUGCUCGGCAGGAAGUAUGAUGAUCUGAACAGUGCAGAAUGUCAGGAAUCCCGGGGCAAAAGUAAACACUGGGAUGGGGCCUCCAAUCUGGACACUUCCAGCCAGGGUGAUACCGAGGAUACAAUAAUAAAGAAGAAAAGGAAGAUGAUAAAUCUCAACAUCAUGUACAUGGGCAGUGGAGAAGGGAUGCCAAAGAGAAAGAAGCGUAAGGUGAACAGUGAGAACCAGGAGGUGGAAGGUGACCCCAUAAUUCCUAAUAGAAAGUCAGCAGAUGGCUACAUUGAAAAAGCGCCAGAUCGAGAAACUUACAAAAAGAAGAAGAAAAAAAGAAAAGAUGAAUCUCAUCAGGAUGAUCCCUCCUCCUCUUCUAUUGUCCUUCAUCAGGAGUGUAAUGAAAAAAUCAAAAAACCUCAUAAAGCCAAAAACUCUGAGAGACUCCACAGAGAUGAACUUUUCACUGAAGAAACUCCAUGUAGGGAAAAUACUGAUCAAGAAGGUGAAUCAAAGGAAAAGAAAAGGAAGAAAACAAAGAAAGAUAGCAGGGAACGUCUACUAGACAAUAGUUUAAUGAAGGAUUUGUCAGCUGUCCAAACCCACCAUACAAAGAAGAAGAGGAAAAAGCGGAAAGAUGGUGGAGAUCUCCAGAGUGAUGGUUUCACUGAAGAAGGGGAUGACCAGUCAGAAAGGUCUGUCAAGAAGAGAAAGGAAGAGUCUCAUCUGGAGGCAGAUGACAUUGCAGCAAAUGAUGCCUCCUCCUCUGUUGUCUUUUAUCUGGAGGAAAAUGAAAAGAUAAAAAAAUCUCAAAAAACCAAAGACUCAAAGAGACUCCAUGGAGAUGAACAGUGCAUUGAAGAAACAACAUAUAGCAAAGUAACUGAUCCAGAAGGUAGGUCAGAGAGGAAGAUAAAGAAACCAAUGAAAGAUCACGGAGAACAAUGUUUAGACAAAAAAUUGGUUGAGGAAUCGUCUGUUGACACCCAACAUGCAAAAAAGAAAACAAAGGGGAAAGAUGGUGGAGAUCACCAGGAAUAUGGUUUCACUGAGGAACUUUUCACCCAAAGGAAGUCUUCAGAUGGUAAAGAGACCUUAGAACAAGUGGAUCAGUCAGAAACAUAUGUCAAGAAGAAAAAGAAAAGAAAGGAAGAACCUCACCAAGAGACAGAUGACAUCGCAGCAGAUGAUGGGGCCCCCACUAUUGUCUAUCAGGAGAAAAAUCAAAAGAUCAAAAAAUCCCAUAAAGCCAAAGACACAAAGAGACUCCAUGGAGAUGAAGGAUUACCAGAAGAAGCCUUGUAUAGGGAACCUGCUGAUAUAACAGACAAGCAAAGUCUUAAGGAUAAGAAAGAUCGUCUUAUAGAAAAUAGUUUAGCAGAGGAAUUGUUGAUUUCUGAGACCCAACAAGCCAAGAAGAAGAAAAAGCUAAAGAUUAGUGGAGAGCUCAAAGAUUAUGGAUUUACUGAGAAAUUUCCCUCCUACAGAAAGACUCCUGAUGGUUCUGAUGCUCCAGAACAAGUGGAUGAAUGUUUGGACCAGGUAAAAAAAAUCAAGAAGAAGAAAAGAAAACAUCAACCUCACCAGGAGGCCAAGGACAUCGCAGUAGAGGAUGUGUACUCCAUUGGCCUCCAUGAAGAUGAACCUUCAUAUAGUGAACCUAAUUAUACAGAAGAUAGGCCAAGUCAGACGAAAAAGAAGAAAUCUAAGAAAGUUCUAGAAGAUAGUUCAGUGGAGGAAUUGUUAAAUCACGACGCCAAACGAACAAACAAGAACCCAGAGCUGAAGGGCGGUAGAGAUGAAAGCCAUAGACAACAUGGUUUUACUGAGACCACAGAACAAGUAGUAGAGACUGUAGAUCAGACUGAAGUGCAUGUGAAGAAGAAGGUGAAAAACAAGAAACACUUGGACAGGAGUGAGGAGACAUCUGAUAUCUCAGCACAAGAGACUCAGCCAGAGGGGGGUCAGUCAUUGCAGAGCCGGGUGGUGGAAAGUGAUGGAAAUAUGAGAAACAGAGAACAAACCCCAACCAGUGGACAGAGCCGACCUCAGACCUGUGCGUCUACAGACACUGACCAGAACCCGGCGACACAAGACAAGUGUGAGGAGGCUCAGAGUGAAGGUGACAAUGGGUCGGCGACUUUAGGAAAAAACACAGAAAAGGUUGUUGUAAAAAGACAAUAUAAGAUGCCUUUCAUUCGAGAACAAGACUUAGCGCUUCUUGAAGAAUAUUUUCCCCAGCUGAAGAGUCUAAGUACUAAAGCAGUGAGCGAAUUAGUUCAUCAGGAGCUGGAGAGAGUCAAAAUUGCCAAACAAAAAGGAAUUGUUUUUCAUUCGGGCACAUUUACCAUUGAAGAAGAUGAACAGAUCAAGAAGAACGUACAGAAGUUUAUGUCGGAGUUUGGAAUUGAAUCGGCAGAGAUGCUUUUCCACCCCUACAAGUUUCCUGAGCAGAAAAAUACAAUCAGGAAAAUAAAAAAAACAUUUCAAUUUACUCAUAGAAUCGCUGAAGGAUUACAUCGCACCACAAAACAGGUCCGUUUUCGAGGCUGGGUAUUAUUUGAGAAUUUUACAACAAAAGGACGGUACUCAGAGGAUGAGGUCAGGCAGCUGAAGAAGUACCUCGAGUUACAUGGGAAAAAUUGGAGGACAAUUGGGUCUUUACUGGACCGCAGUUAUCUCUCAUGUGAAAUAAGGUCUAAUCUGCUCCGACACGAUGUAAAUCGUGGAGCUUGGAGCAAAGAAGAAACAAAUCGUCUGAUCGCAGCUGUGAAAGAAUUUGUUCUGGAUUGUCUUCGAAGGGAGAAAAGUAACGAUGAAGAGUUAGUGACUGUACCCAAAAAAAAUCUGUACACCGGUAUAAAAUGGGUCCGGAUAGAGGAAAAGGUGGAGACACGACACCAUAAGUUUUGUCAGCGUAAAUGGUUUGAUAUCGUCAUGCUGCGGAUGAACAAUGGGAUUCAUCCUUUUAAAGGAACCCUGGGAAUACAAAACAAUAUAAAAAUGAUCAAAUGGAUGUAUGAAUCCAAAGUGAGGGACUCCCGAGACCUAAAAUGGGAUAAGCUGUGUGACGACAUUGGAAACUUUCCGCGUGACAUUGCCCAAAAAAUAUUUUUGAGGCUUAAACAAAAGAUCAAAGACUUUAAAACAAAGCGUUUAUAUGAAAUUAUAGAUGUUUUGUACAAAGAGAAGCUGCCAGAGCUGGAAGCCAAGUUGUCUGCUGCAGAAGAAAUCCCCGUAGAGCCCAAAAAGAAAAACAAAUUCUUAAUCAGUGAAAUAUUUCAGGAAUGGUCUGAAAUAGAUGAAAUCUGGAGCAAAGCAGGAUCCACUGCUGACGUCGGGGGUAAGGGUGGUAAAGCGGCAAGUAAACAAAAGAAAACAUUUAAUGCCUAAUAUGGACUCAAAAGGAUCCAUGAGUUCUUUAGCUAUGAUGGGAAGAGUAAUAAGACAGGCAUGCCUAGAAGAACAGCAACGCCUCAUAGAACGUCUACAAUGUGUGCUACUUCUCAGUUGCAAAUCGCUGAAGCAUUCCAUAUUUUUGACCCUGAUACCCUUACACUGGCUCCAAAAGACACCUCCCCCUAAAGCACAGUGGCUUGAAAAGCUCCACCAAAUAUGCAGAUUGGAGGAAUGAACUAGCUGGGCCAACCAUAAACAAUUCUUUUAUUAAAAUAUUUAGUCCCCGGGCAGCAUACAAGCUGUCAGGAAAUAACAUCUUCUUAAGAUUUUUAAUAUAUAUUUUUUAGUGGAUGGCAUGACCUAACUGUAGCACAAUAACCUGUUCUUCAUAAACAUCUUGCUUCACAAAACGGAGAUACAGAUAACAAGUUGCAAGUAAUUGUUUUUGUAGAAAUUGUACAUAAUAUUGCUAUGUUUUAUUUAAUUCCUCAGGUCUCAGAAGGUCAGACAUUAGCUCCAAUCUUAUGGCUUCUUUGGCCCCUGUUGUCUUCUCUAGCUGCUUGAUAUUCUUUGCCAUCCUUCCCUCCCCUUGUCUACAUUUCCUGGCUUCUUCUUUGCAGCUCUGAUUUGCAGUUCAGCUCACUCUCUGAGAGCAGCUCCCACCCUGCUCUGAGCUGCAGAGAGAGGUUCAGUGUCUGAUUGGCUGAGGCUGCACUCACCUCCCAGUUCUCAGCACUAAAGAGAACAUGAGUCAUAAGUGCAAGGCAGAAACCACAUGAUCUGUGUCUCAGGAGGGUGGGGGGCUACUUUCAGAGAGGGAUUUGGACAGAGAAAGCAUGGAUGGCUGGAUGAUGUCAUUCCCUCACUUCAUGCAUGUAAGUGACAACUGCUCUAUAUAGCUAAUGAAUUAUAUUUAGACAAUUAAAUAUGUUGAUGAGAGGAAAAGUAUGGGCUAUGAGUUUAGUUCCCCGGAAUACCCAUUUAACUUCGGAACUUUGGAUGAUUUAUUGAUCAAAAGAGCCAUCCAAAGGAGAUUGGUAGGUACUGUCCCCGGGGGAUAUCCUGUAUCCCUAUGAGUUGAAAGUUUUAUACAAGGGGCCGUAUUUGAUAGGUCCGGUUUUAUAAUAGUAUCUCCAAGACAGAGAGGGGUAAUCAGUAGUUGAAACUAUCUCUGAAAGGAACUGGUGGUGACAAUUUGGGAUUCUGUCUCUUUGACAUGUUCUCCCCAUCAAAGUUCCACAGGGCCCAAUGAUAUUUGGUAAAGUGUAAGUUGUAGGAGUCUUCUCAAUCUAACCUGUGGAUGGAAUCACUUGAUAGUUGACUGGUCUCAGGCCGAUAAGUGACCUACAUUUGCAGAUAUGUAGUUAGCUUUGUUCAGAUCAGGUUUUCAAUGGACUCUACAGAUUGCUGAAUCUUCUUAUGUGAACCAAUAUCUCUAUAUAAGUAUAAUAUAGAAGCAGUGCGUAACCACACUGAUGUAUUGAUAAGAUUUAAGUUAUACAAUUAUUACGUGAAUUCAAGUAGGAAAAACAGACAUGGUCGCACGUCUACAUUUUGUAUUUAGAUCUGAUUGCUUCUCAGCAUAAAUUAAAAAACUAACAGGUUGUUAGUAUACAUUU
Hyla sarda is the source of this 5102-nucleotide messenger RNA. RefSeq names its product transcription termination factor 1-like. The transcript has 13 exons. Lineage: Eukaryota; Metazoa; Chordata; Amphibia; Anura; Hylidae. The coding region runs from base 238 to 3477 and encodes 1079 amino acids. The record is from RefSeq and is a predicted model, not a curated record.